AUGUCCACCACGAAGCACGACGAUCCCAGAGACUCGUCCCUCGAGACACCGGUUACCCCACCGAAGACAUGGUAUCUCGAUACCGGUGAGGGAGUAGCAACCUCAGGCAUGUUCCUGUCCGGUUUGAUUAUGGUCACCAAAAAUCGGUUCCUUGCAUGGCCUUCUGUGCUAUUCGGAAUCAACACGUUGAUUAACCAGCACCCUAUGCGAUCAAAGGAAAGUGGAGGAAGCUGGUCUAACCUUUUGCUGUGUGUCUCUGCUCUCAUUGCAUCUUACGUGCCUGUAUUCGUGAUUACACGAAAUGUUCCUGCAGCUGCUCCGCCUGCUGCAUAG
Coprinopsis cinerea okayama7#130 is the source of this 333-nucleotide messenger RNA. RefSeq lists its product as hypothetical. Lineage: Eukaryota; Fungi; Basidiomycota; Agaricomycetes; Agaricales; Psathyrellaceae. Bases 1 to 333 code for a protein of 110 amino acids. The transcript has 3 exons. The record is from RefSeq and is a predicted model, not a curated record.